Molecule: messenger RNA, 1179 nt
Organism: Labrus bergylta (ballan wrasse)
Lineage: Eukaryota; Metazoa; Chordata; Actinopteri; Labriformes; Labridae
Source: RefSeq, a predicted model, not a curated record
GAUCGACGACAGUGGUGUGCUAUUGGCGUGUUGCUCGCCAUCCUCUUUGUUGUCCUCCUCCUCUUCUUCAUCCUCUGAUUGCCCCACGACCUCCCGCUCAGCACACAUCUCGUCUUAUUGCUGUGUCUACUGGAUUCUACUGAACUCUACGAGAUGCUACUGGACUCUAAUCGACUCUCCUAGACUCAGAUGUACUCUACUGGACUCUACUGAACUCUACUCGACCUACUAGAAUCAACUGGACUCUUCUGAACCCCACUGGAAUAUAAUGGUCCACAAUGUGUGUUCAUGAUUGCUUGUUAGAAUAAUGGCAGAGGUCAAACAAAUGGAAAUUGUUGGAUUUUUUCUUUUUCAUUUUCGUUUAAAAAAUAUAUUUGUGUUUUUUUGUUUGUUUUAAAGGGCUGAAAUAACCACUAAAACUCCAGUAAAGAUAACCAUUAAAAAGAGCACUCCAAAAUAUAACCAGUGACCUCUAGUUGAACUCCAGUUCAUAAAGUCCAUUAAAACUCCGAUAAAAUUACCAGUUAAAGUCCAGUUAAAGCUCCAGUUUAACGCAAAUUAGAGUCCAAUAAUAUAACCACUAAAACUCCAUUCCAAAAUAAAACCAGUGACCUUUAGUUAAACUCCAGUUCAUAAAGUCAUAUAAAGUCACCAGUUGAACUCCAGUUUGUCUGAAAAGUAACCAUUAAAACUCCAGUUACAUGCAAAUUAUGAGUACAAUAAAACAACCAGUUACACUCCAGUUAUCUUAACUUUGAUUGUGAUUCAAUCAACACCAGUUUAACCAGUUUAACCAGUUUAACGAGUGCUACUUCCUGUUUACUUCUUGUUCAACCCUCACGAAAAUGACCUAAAACACUAUUUUGAUAUGAUGUAUGACACUAAAACUUGACGUGACGUACGACACUAAAACCGACAUGACGUACGACACUAAAACCCGACAUGACGUACGAAACUAAAACCUGACAUGACGUACGAAACUAAAACUCGACAUGACGUACGAAACUAAAACUCGACAUGACGUACGAAACUAAAACUCGACAUGACGUACGAAACUAAAACCUGAUAUGACGUACGAAACUAAAACUCGACAUGACGUACGAAACUAAAACUCGACAUGACGUACGAAACUACAUUUCCGACAUGACGUACGAAACUAAAACCUGAUAUGACGUACGA